Morus notabilis is the source of this 3265-nucleotide messenger RNA. RefSeq names its product exosome complex exonuclease RRP44 homolog A. NCBI's taxonomy places the organism in Eukaryota, Viridiplantae, Streptophyta, Magnoliopsida, Rosales, Moraceae. Gene Ontology annotation, molecular function: endonuclease activity; RNA binding; 3'-5'-RNA exonuclease activity. Gene Ontology annotation, cellular component: nuclear exosome (RNase complex); cytoplasmic exosome (RNase complex). The coding region runs from base 308 to 3118 and encodes 936 amino acids. The record is from RefSeq and is a predicted model, not a curated record. The transcript has 23 exons. Gene Ontology annotation, biological process: rRNA catabolic process.
UUGCGUUGUCCCCCAUUAUGUGUCUUCUCUUCUGUUCUGUAUCUCUCCUAUCUCUGUCAAUUUGUUUUGUUUUUUUGUUUUUUGUUUUUUUUUUUUUAAUGUUGGUAACAAAGAGAGCGUUUUCAGCGCGAGCAGUCAGCAGGCAAGUAAAGAAGCAAUCUUCAGCAGCUUUUUGGCGGCGGACUUUGGAUUUUUGAUUCAUGCCAAUAUCUAUUAUAUCGAACAUAUAUAUAUAUAUAUAUAGACAGAGACAGAUUCAGUUGUUGGAGAAACGAAUAGCAAAAGCAGUCUCUAUAAGAGAGAGAAAAUGUUGCAAAGCAAGUCUUUUGUGAAGAAAUCGAAAACCGGAAGAGUCACCAAGGUGGUGCGAGAGCACUAUCUCCGCGAUGACAUCUUCUGCGGCGCAUCUUUCUGCAAACUCUGCCAACAAAAAGACCCUCGCUUUCUCUCUUCUUCUUCUUCUCCGAUUCUCGUUCUCGACACCAACGUCGUACUCAGUCAGAUUGAUUUGCUCGAGAAUCCCGCCAUUGACGACGUCGUUCUGCUCUCCAUUGUUCUCGAAGAGGUCAAAAACAGGAACUUGUCCGUCUACAACAGACUCAGGGCUCUCUCCACCAACCCUCUCAGGAGAUUCUUCGUUUUCUCCAAUGAGCAUCACAAGGAUACAUAUGUUAAACAAAUGGAGGGAGAAACUAAAAAUGACCGAAAUGACAGAGCAAUUCGGGUGGCUGCCCAAUGGUAUCAAACUCAUCUCGGUGCCGCGGCUCGGGUUCUGCUCAUCACCAAUGACAGAGACAAUAAGAGGAAGGCUAUUGAAGACGGCAUUUCCGCCGACACAAUUGAAUCGUAUGUCAAGUCAUUGGGACGACCUGAUUUGCUUGACCUGCUUGUGCAUCCCGCAUCUGAAGACAUGGCCAUGGAGGAUGUUGAAGACUUGAGACCCUCCAAGAGGAAAAUCAUUUUUACAGAGCACAAGCCCAUGUCGGAGAUUACUUCUGGCUUGCACCGUGGUAUAUAUCAUCAAGGAAAACUUCGUGUUAACCGUUACAACCCGUUCGAAGCCUAUGUUGGGAGCGAGAGUAUUGGUGAUGAAAUAAUAAUUUAUGGGCGCUCUAACAUGAAUAGAGCUUUCGAUGGUGAUAUAGUGGCCGUGGAACUUUUGCCCAUGGAUCAAUGGCAUGAGGAGAAAGCUCUGUCUAUAGCAGAUGAAGAGGAUGAGGAAGAAGAAGAUGUUCAUCUAGUUCCAGGCAGUGCCGAUGAUGCUCCUAGAACUACUUCCCAAGUUCAAGGUUCUUCUGGAGAAACAACUCCUGCCUCUUCUCGUCCAUCUGGUCGUGUCGUCGGUAUUAUCAAGAGGAACUGGCAUUCUUAUUGUGGAUCUCUGGAGCCAAUGCCCAUGCCUGCAGGUAGUGGUGGUGUUGCUCACGCCUUGUUUGUCUCAAAAGAUCGCAGAAUUCCAAAAAUUCGAAUCCAAACUCGACAGCUAGAGAAUCUUCUGGACAAGAGAAUAAUUGUGGCCGUUGAUUCUUGGGAUUGUCUAUCUCGAUACCCUUCUGGGCAUUAUGUACGGACGAUAGGAGAAAUAGGUGAUAGAGAUACUGAAACUGAGGUUGUCUUGAUUGAGAAUGAUAUAAACUCACGACCAUUUUCUUCUCAAACUUUGGCAUGCUUGCCUCCUUUACCAUGGUCAGUGUCUUCUGAAGAUUUGUUGAAUCCUAUUCGGCAGGAUCUUCGACAUUUGCGGGCCUUUAGUGUGGACCCUCCUGGAUGUAAGGAUAUUGAUGAUGCCCUGCAUUGUAUGCCUCUUCCAAAUGGAAAUUUUGAAGUUGGAGUCCAUAUUGCUGAUGUAACAAAUUUUGUGCACCCGGGCACCCCACUUGACGAUGAGGCUGCACAAAGGGGCACAUCAGUGUACCUUGUUGAACGGCGGAUUGACAUGCUUCCUAAACCUCUAACAGAAGAUAUAUGUUCUCUUCGAGCUGAUGUGGAAAGACUGGCAUUCUCAGUCUUAUGGGAAAUGACACCUGAAGCAGAGAUUAUUUCAACAAAAUAUACAAAGAGUGUGAUAAAAUCAUGUGCAGCAUUAUCUUAUAUUGAAGCUCAGGCGAGGAUGGACGACAGUCGAUUGAUGGAUCCAUUAACCACAGAUUUAAGAAACAUGAAUUCGUUAGCAAAGAUUAUGAGGUUAAGACGUAUUGAAAGAGGAGCCUUAACACUUGCUUCUGCUGAAGUCAAAUUUCAAAUUGACACCGAGACACAUGACCCACUUGAUAUCGGUAUGUACCAGAUUAGGGAGGCAAACCAAAUGGUUGAGGAGUUCAUGCUUGCUGCUAAUGUUUCAGUUGCAGAAAAAAUACUGAAUCAUUUCCCUGUGUGUUCUUUGUUAAGGCGCCACCCUACUCCAACUAGAGAAAUGCUUGAACCUUUGCUACGUACAGCUGCUGCUGUUGGUCUCAACUUGGAUGUUUCUUCAUCAAAAGCACUCGCUGAUUCACUUGAUCGUGCUGUGGGUGAUGAUCCAUACUUUAAUAAGCUGAUCCGAAUAUUGGCUACCAGAUGCAUGACACAGGCAGUUUAUUUCUGUAGUGGGGAUCUUAGCCCUCCCGAAUAUCUUCAUUACGGGCUUGCGUCACCUCUAUAUACUCAUUUCACCUCUCCUAUUAGAAGAUACGCAGAUGUUAUAGUACACAGGUUGCUUGCUGCCUCUCUGGGGAUAUACAAGCUGCCCACGAUAUUCCAAGACAGACCCCAAUUGACCAGUAUUGCUGACAAUUUAAAUUAUCGGCACAGGAAUGCUCAGAUGGCAAGUCGGGCCUCAGUAGAGCUCCACACUGUUAUCUAUUUCAGAAAACGGCCCACGGACACGGAGGCCAGAAUAGUGAAGAUAAGAUCUAACGGGUUUAUUGUCUUCGUUCCCAAGUACGGUAUAGAAGGGCCCGUAUAUUUGACCCAGAAAGGUGACAAGGGAGGUGGAGAAUGGUUUGUAGAUGAGCAGGAGCAGAAGAUCAAAAAGAUGGACGGUAGUGUUUCGUUUGGCGUUCUGCAGACUGUUACAGUUCAUUUGGAGGUUGUGGAGCCCCAGCCCAAUAGGCCAAAACUCCAGCUUACCCUUGUUUAGAAUUUCAACGCCGUGUCUCAAUGUCCUGACUCUCGGAUGAGAGAUUGAUUUUGAAUGGUUGUCUGGACCAGGAGCUAGAGUAAUGUUUGUUUUGGAGUUUUUGAGGUGAAGGAAUUUUGCAAUUCAAAAUAUGCAUUAUGGGAAACU